CUCUCGCUCGCCUGAUCGACGUUUCUAAAACCGCAGCCCAUUUGGGAUCGUCGCGCUAACUGAGCUCUCCACUCCUUCAAAAUCUCUCUCUCUCUGUCUAAUUCUGUGUAUUAGAUUAUAGCGCAGAUUCCUUCUUCUUUUCAGCUGCUAAAACCCUAGGAGAAAUCCAACUGUAUUGAGCUCAGGGUUCAUUCUAUCUUCUGCAAGAUGAGUACCAUGAAAUUUUGCCGGGAGUGUAACAACAUUCUCUACCCGAAGGAGGACAGAGAUGAGAAGAUUCUUCUCUAUGCGUGUCGCAACUGCGAUCACCAGCUCUGAAUCUGUGUCCUUGCCUUUGAGGCUAUGGGUUAGAAGAAAUCAAUGGCGACGUUCGAGAUGGUUCUGAUAAUGUCAACAAUCCAGAAACUUAAGUUGAAUGGAUCCAACUACUAUGCAUGGAGAAUAAAUGUUUGUCAUGUUUUACGGAGCAUCGAUAUGGACGAUCACAUGACUGAAGAUCUGCCGACUGAUGGCACAAGAAAAGCUUGGUUGCAUGAUGAUUCUAGGGUAAUUCUAUAGAUCAGGAAUUCUCUUGAGAUUGAGAUCGUUAACUUGGUUUAUCAUUGUGAGUUUGUCAAAGAAUUACUUGAAUACUUCGAAUUUUUUUAUUCUUGGAAAGAAAACAUCAAUAGAACGUUUGAAGUAUGUAAAUCCUUUUACCAGCCUAAGAUGGGAGAGAAAUCUCGUACGAGUUAUUUUAUGGAGUGCAAAAGAGCAUAUGCAGAGUUUAAUUCAUUGCUACCAGUUAGUACUGAUAUAAAUGUGCAACAUUCCCAACGGGAACAAUUAGCAAUUAUGAGUUUUUUGGUUGGUCUCCCACCUCGAUUUGAUAUGGCCAAAUAUCAAGUGCUCUCCGGUUCAAAAAUCUCGUCAUUGGAGGAGGCAUAUACUAGAGUACUUCACAUUGAGAGGUCACAAAUAGUCCCAUCAUCCCAGUCCAACAGUGAUUUGGUUGGACGAACAAAUGAGUAUCAAGGUAACAGAAGAAAGUGUUCUAACAACCAAAGACAGAAUUCUAACUCUCAAAAACCGAAUUUGGGAGAGGUUGUGUGUCACUAUUGUAAUAAGUUAGGUCAUACAAAGCAUGAUUAUAGGAAGUUGUUGAAUAAAGGUCGAAGGACUCAGUCUGAUGAUCCCAAAAGGUUAAUUAAGAUUUCUUCAAAAGAGUUCGCUAAUUUCCAACAGUAUCAAGAUUCAUUAGCGGCAUCAUCCUCUAAUCCAACUAUCGUCAUUACUGAGUCAGGAUCUGACGAUGAAGAGGACCAUUGGUAGAGGGCAUGAAUCCCGAGGUCUCUACAUGUUUGAUGCUCUAGUGCCUACAACCAUGACAUGUACUAGAUUGUCAUCUCCUUUAGAAGAACAUCGUCGUUCGGGCCAUCCCUCUAAAUCUUAAUUUCACAAUUUGUAUUCUUUAGACAUGUCAAUUGUCUAAGUUUCAUUGCCUAAGUUUGUAUCCUAGACCCCAAGUUCGUAUGAUGAUGUUUGGGGUCUUUGUCCUAUUGAGUCCAAAAGU
This is a messenger RNA of Momordica charantia (bitter melon), 1552 nucleotides long. The record is from RefSeq and is a predicted model, not a curated record. NCBI's taxonomy places the organism in Eukaryota, Viridiplantae, Streptophyta, Magnoliopsida, Cucurbitales, Cucurbitaceae.